This is a messenger RNA of Cyprinodon tularosa, 2714 nucleotides long. RefSeq lists its product as uncharacterized. The record is from RefSeq and is a predicted model, not a curated record. Lineage: Eukaryota; Metazoa; Chordata; Actinopteri; Cyprinodontiformes; Cyprinodontidae. Bases 135 to 1745 code for a protein of 536 amino acids. The transcript is spliced from 9 exons.
AGAAGGCGUUGAAGGUCCAAACCCGGUCCGGUCGGGUUUCCAGGCCGCCCAAGUACAAAGCUAAGGACUACAAGUUCAUAAAGACGGAGGACCUGGCUGAGAGCCACCAGUCGGACUCGGACGAUUAUUCUGACAUGAGUGUAGAGGAGGAGGAGAAUGGCAAACGGGCUGGGUCCGGUUCCGACAGCCCUUCGUCUGCCAGCUACAGCCUGAAGUCCCGGCGCCAUCGGUGUCAGACCUGCGAUAAGGCCUACAUUGGUCCUGGAGGCCUGAACCGACACUACAAGCUGAACCCCACCCACGGAGAACCAGAUUUUUCCAGUGUGCCGGAACCAGAGCAGAGCCGAGGGGAUCCGAAGGCAGAGGAGGCCAUGAAAGAGGAGGAGGACGACGGCGAGGAGGAGGAAGAGGAGGAGGAGGAGGAGGAGGAGGACAAACCUGCUGCUGUGGCAACAAACAAUGGAGACCGCGGCCGUGUGGAAACCGAAGGACUCGGCAUCCUUCAGCACCGCGGCCCCGGGCGCCCCAGGGGCCGGGGGAGAGGAAGAGGACGGGGGAGAGGAAGAGGCAGGGGCCGAGGCCGAUCCCUGGGGCCUCCUCCUAAGGUGACAGUUGGGCUGGUGGGUAGACCCGGUCGUCGAGGGCGUCCCCCGAAGCUCGGCGUCCUCCCAGUGACUGUCAAGCAGCUGGCAGAGAGGAGACAGCAAAGGCUGCAGGAGCUGGUGGAGCAGUGUGAGGAUGAAGAACUGAUGGAGGUCGUUCUUCCUCGUUUGACCAGUAUGUUAAGUCUGUGGGAGCUGCUGCUGGCAAAGCUGGACUGCAAGAGUUCAGCCUGCAGCAGUUUCCCAGACAUCUACCACGAGUUUGAAUCUCUGCAUGGCCAAGUUAGACAGACUGCACAGGACUACAUCUCCAGUCCUCUAGGUGGAGCCAUGCCGGUGGAGGUCAGGAACAUCGAGGUGGCCAGGUCUCUGGGGAUCCUGGAUGAGGUGAACAAGAUGAAAGUGGUUCCUGGAGCGGCCCCAGUCUCGGCUGUGAACAGUAAAAAUGUGCGGUACAUGGGGAACUCCAAGAUGUUGCCGCCAUCGAAGAGAUUUAAGAUGGAAAACAACAUUGGAGAUCACCAGAACGGCACCGAGGCGCCAAGAGCAGGUGCCGCUCCGGUGACCUCGGCCCCUUCCCCUCUGCUGAAGUCCUGUUCCGUCUCCAUGUCUCCCCUGGAUAUUUCAGGUGGAUCCAAAGUUCUGACCAGCUCUACUGAACCUACCUCCAGCUCUUCUGCCACCUCCCCUGCUGCACCACCUCCCACACUGGUCCCACCUACUGCCAGCCCCCUGGAGGAGCAGAAGGAGGCGCCGGAGCCCUCAGUCCAGGACGAAGACAUGGCCGACGCCUCUGACCAGAUGACCCAACAAGACGGCGCUCCUAGUUCCAGCCCUAAGGGAACCACAGACACUCAGACGCUGGAGUCCAGCCCCCCCCAACCCUCAGCCUCCUCCAAGCCUGAUCCUGGGUCUGCAGAGCCCAGGGAGCUGCAGGCGGGGCAGGAGAUCUACAUCCAGACCGAGGGGCUGACGGUCCAGCUGGCUGAGCCGGGGUCGGACGGGAUCGUCAUCGUCAACGGGCCAGACGGAACCACCAUGCACAUCCAGACCCCAGAAGGGGUUCCCCUGGAGGCGGUGCAGGCUCUGCUGGGCAUCGAGGCUUCAGACGGAGACAAACCUCCUCAGCAGAGCCAAGACUGAGCUCAGCUCCCCCCGAACAGUACCGCUGAUGAAGGGGCCUGAAAACGGGCGGGCGAGCGGGUGCUCUGGGUCAGCGCCAGCCAAUGGGCGGCCGGGUCGAGUCCACAAACACCCGACUGUUGGCUGAGCAGGAGGCAGGGACAGAGAGGGCUGCAGCACCUCCUCCUACGACAGGUUGGAAUCUAGAAGGAGGUCCAGCCGCUCUGAAUGUUGGAACCAUGGGGGGGGGGGGGGGGGCAUAUCCCACAUGACAAUCGUCCCUCAGAACCUUUCAUUUCUCCUGUUUUACGUUGCUGGUCCGGCCCCUCCCCCUCUGACUGUCUGCACUUCAUUUGUUCGUUUUUAUUUUUCUGUUUCUGAAAUAAAUCUUUUUCAGAAAUCAAACGCAUGAAAUGACGGAUUAAAUGGGGGGGCGCCUUGCUUUGGUCCGUAUUUGGGUUCUGCAGAGGUCCGUCUGUCCCGUUUGGACCAUUAAACCCUACAGAUCCUCAUACUGGGACCAGUUUGCUUCUGUCUCUGGUGUGGGCUGGGAUCCCGGCCCCCAGCCUUUGUGUUUGUGUCAGGUGGGUGCGGGGCUCCAGAACAUUCAUUUCCUGGAGGAUCAAGUGCGGAACGCUGAAGAGGAACCAGAGUUUUCCCGGAAUGAGGCGGUUUUCUUAACGCCGUAGGAUCUGGUGUUUCAUCAGAGGAGAGAAUCCUGACCCAGAAGCCUCUGCAGUGACGGCGAAGCGCUUGAGCUCUGCUGCUGCCAGGACCUUUGAACAUCUCUACAUCUCUUCCGUGUUUUUACCACAUACGCAUUUAAAACUAGAAGGUUGGAUGUUUAUAUGUAGAUAAAGACCAUGAACAAAGUUAAAGAGUUUCACUAUUUUAUUACUUUUUAUAAAGCAUCAGUCAUGUCUUUGAAGCGGGGGGGGUCAGUAUCCACUACAUGUUACCUUCUUCCAAUAAAGCCCUGAUAGAAACCGC